Rubroshorea leprosula is the source of this 1123-nucleotide messenger RNA. NCBI's taxonomy places the organism in Eukaryota, Viridiplantae, Streptophyta, Magnoliopsida, Malvales, Dipterocarpaceae. The record is from the annotation of a GenBank genome assembly.
CCUACAGCUGUAGCUACAGCUACAGCUACAGCCCAACACUUCCAAACUAAGCCAUGGUAACAUUAUGUACAGCAACUUAUUUCAAAAAGUUGGAAGGACAGCUAGGAUGUAUGUCUGCAUAUAGGCACAUGAUGACCUCUUCAUGCAUACAUCAUAUAAUGAUUCAUGUUGAGAAAUUAAAAACAAUGGCUAGGUCCAAUUUGUUCCCUUUAUUUCAUAUAUCUAAGGGCAGAGAGUUUACGAAUUUUGGCCUUAAGAAGUUUAGCUCUGUUUGACAUCUAAUCUUUUUGUUUCAUUUAAGUUCUUGGCUUCUUGCAUCGGGGAAUGUUUUGGCAAAUUUGUUGACAUUACUGGUUAAAAUUACUAGAAAUCCUAUCCUAGAUGUUUUGCUUGGCAUGCUUGGGCAAACUGGGACAAGCUGGUGCAUCUAUUAAAAAUAGACUUUUACUGUUGCACCUCUUUUUUUUUUUCGCUUGGCAGAAAUGUGUUCUGUGAUCUACCUUAACUUCCCUUCUUUUGCAGCUUGGUGCAUUUGUAACUUAAGAUUUAAGAGCAAAUUAGAAAUUCUUUAAAGCUUUAUAAAAUAGAGUAGGUUUAAUAGGACUUACUUUGUCAUUGUUCUUGGGCAAGUUCUAUGGUCCUCUGCUGUAUUCCUCAGAGGUUAGGCUCAGACUUGUAAUGUUGGUCCAUUGGUUGUGCUGCUAGGUACUGGGCACGAUUGGCUGGUUAAGUGGUUAUUAUGCCUAGGAACUUUUUUUUUUCCCUGUAAAUUGGUCAGUGUGUAUGGUAAAGAGGUCAUUUUUUUUGUCUUAAUUUUUUGAUUGGUAUUCCAGUAGCAUACAGCCUUCAACCUUCUGGGGCCAAACGAUUGAGAUAAAAUACAUUUAAAAUUUGUGCAAUUACCAACUAUGAACUUAGCUAGUUGAUACUUACUUUAAAACCUUGAAUCUUGUGUCAAGUUUAGUGGUUCAAACCUUUGGAAUGCCAAGCACACCAACCUCUGAAGUAAGUACCAAAAUAGUGAAGCAUUUAUUUAUUUAUGUCAUACAAAUUCUGGUGUAUUUUAUUGCCCAUAAUCUCAUCCAUUUUUCAAAUAUAUGUAUAAUAAAUAAUAUACUACCCA